Trichoderma aggressivum f. europaeum is the source of this 1386-nucleotide messenger RNA. RefSeq names its product CAZyme family GT62. The transcript is spliced from 5 exons. Gene Ontology annotation, molecular function: alpha-1,6-mannosyltransferase activity. Gene Ontology annotation, cellular component: mannan polymerase complex. Lineage: Eukaryota; Fungi; Ascomycota; Sordariomycetes; Hypocreales; Hypocreaceae. The record is from RefSeq and is a predicted model, not a curated record. Gene Ontology annotation, biological process: protein N-linked glycosylation; cell wall mannoprotein biosynthetic process. Bases 1 to 1386 code for a protein of 461 amino acids.
AUGAUGCCACGGCAUCAGUCCAGCGGGUUUUCGAAUGGAUAUCCACGUGCCGACACCUUCGAAAUUUCCCCCCAUAGAUUCCAGCCGAGAGCUACUCUCCCUCACCACAGAAAGCGCAGGCAAACAUGUCUAGGCAUAGCGGUGGUUCUGCUUGUCCUUGUCAUCAUCUGGUUCGGACAGCCCAAAUCCGUCGCUUCUCUCAUCUCGCUCGGCCUCCUCUCUGGAUAUGAAGAUUUGAAACUUGAAACGGUCCGAUACUAUGACCUCACCAACGUCCAGGGCAGCGCCCGUGGCUGGGAGCGUGAAGAGCGUAUUCUUCUCUGCGUGCCUCUUCGAGAUGCCGAGCAGCAUCUGCCAAUGUUUUUCUCCCAUCUGAAAAACUUCACGUACCCUCACAACUUGAUCGAUCUUGCCUUCCUCGUCUCCGACUCCAAAGAUCGAACGCUGGAAUCUCUCGUGGAGUAUUUGGAGGCCAUCCAAGCCGAUCCGGAUCCCAAACAGCCAUAUGGAGAAAUCUCAAUCAUCGAGAAGGACUUUGGCCAAAAGGUGAACCAAGACGUUGAAAGUCGUCACGGAUUUGCAGCUCAGGCAAGCCGUAGAAAGCUCAUGGCUCAAGCGCGCAACUGGCUCCUUAGCGCUGCUUUACGGCCGUACCAUUCUUGGGUAUACUGGCGUGAUGUGGAUGUUGAAACUGCACCCUUUACGAUUUUGGAGGACUUGAUGCGACACAACAAGGACGUGAUUGUUCCCAAUGUUUGGCGUCCCCUCCCAGACUGGCUCGGCGGCGAACAGCCCUACGAUUUGAACUCGUGGCAAGAAUCAGAAACCGCGCUUGCAUUGGCCGACACGUUGGACGAAGAUGCCGUUAUUGUCGAGGGCUAUGCCGAAUAUGCAACAUGGAGACCUCAUCUGGCCUACUUGCGCGAUCCAUACGGCGACCCGGAUAUGGAAAUGGAAAUUGACGGAGUUGGAGGUGUCAGUAUUUUGGCAAAGGCUAAGGUCUUCCGUACCGGUGUUCACUUCCCCGCCUUUAGCUUCGAGAAGCACGCCGAAACGGAGGGUUUUGGCAAGAUGGCGAAACGAAUGCGGUUCUCCGUUGUUGGAUUGCCUCAUUAUACUAUUUGGCAUUUGUAUGAACCUAGUGUUGACGAUAUCAAGCACAUGGAAGAAAUGGAAAGAGAAAGAAUUGCUCGCGAGAAGGAAGAAGAAGAGCGAAAGAUUAAGGAACAGCAGAUCAAGGAAGAGUUUGGUGAUGCCAAUACUCAAUGGGAACAGGACAAACAGCAGAUGCAAGACUUGAAAGACCGCGGAAGCGUGAAAGAGGCUGGAUCGAAUCAGGGCGCGGCUGCAAAGGCUGCUGGGGCUAUAGAGGGACAAAAGAAUUAA